Molecule: messenger RNA, 1863 nt
Organism: Osmia lignaria (orchard mason bee)
Lineage: Eukaryota; Metazoa; Arthropoda; Insecta; Hymenoptera; Megachilidae
Gene: CCT8
Product: chaperonin containing TCP1 subunit 8
Biological process (GO): protein folding
Molecular function (GO): ATP binding; ATP hydrolysis activity; ATP-dependent protein folding chaperone
Source: RefSeq, a predicted model, not a curated record
CGUCAAGAAAGAUCUCGAUUCCACAUCGUGUUUGACGGGAAAACGAAGCAACCUAUCAGUUGUGAAUUGCACGUGAAAUAACGAAAUUUUUUAAUUGUAAAAUUAAUCAAAAUGGCUUUACAUGUACCAAAAGCACCGGGCAUGGCCCAAAUGCUUAAAGAAGGAGCCCGUUAUUUCUCAGGUUUGGAAGAAGCAGUAUAUAGAAAUAUAACAGCAUGCAAACAAUUUGCACAAACUGUAAGAACCGCCUAUGGUCCAAAUGGCAUGAAUAAAAUGGUUAUCAAUCAUAUUGAAAAAUUAUUUGUCACUAAUGAUGCUGCAACAAUAAUUAAUGAGCUGGAAGUUGAACAUCCAGCUGCUAAAUUAAUAGUUUUAGCAUCAAAGAUGCAAGAAGCAGAAGUUGGCGAUGGUACAAAUUUUGUUAUAAUUUUUGCUGGAGCACUUUUGGAAGCAGCAGAAGAAUUACUUCGUCUGGGAAUUACCACUUCUGAAAUAAUUGAAGGAUAUGAAGCUUCUUUAGAAAAAGCAUUACAAAUAUUGCCAACAUUAAUUUGUUAUACAGUAAAUGAUUAUAAAGAUGAAAAACAAAUAAAAGCUGGAAUUAAAACAUCUAUUAUGAGUAAACAAUUUGGAAAUGAAGAUAUUCUUACUUCUCUUGUUACUAGAGCUUGUGUAUCCAUUUUGCCUGAAAAAACAACUUUUAAUGUAGAUAAUGUAAGAGUCUGUAAAAUACUUGGUAGUGGUAUAUCUAGCUCUGAAGUUGUCCAAGGAAUGGUAUUUAAACGGCACGUUGAAGGAGAUGUUACAAGAAAAGAUAAUGCUAAAAUUGCUGUCUAUACAUGUGCUGUAGAUAUCAUGCAAACUGAAACUAAAGGAACAGUGUUAAUAAAAACAGCAGACGAACUGAUGAAUUUUUCCAGAGGAGAGGAAUCUCUGUUAGAGUCUCAAAUAAAAGCAAUAGCUGAUAGCGGAGCUGAUGUCAUUGUUUCAGGAGGGAAAUUUGGUGAUAUGGCUUUACAUUAUAUGAAUAAAUAUAAUUUAAUGGCUGUUCGCAUACCUAGCAAGUUUGAUGUUAGAAGACUGUGCAAAACUGUUGGUGCUACUGCACUUCCAAGAUUGAUUCCACCAUCAAAAGAAGAAUUGGGAUAUUCAGAUUCAGUAUAUAUUGAUGAAGUAGGAGAUACAAUAGUAGUAAAAUUUGCAUUGCACGGUAAAGAUAGCCGUGUUAGUACUAUAAUCGUUCGAGGAUCCACUGAAAAUUACAUGGAUGAUAUUGAACGAGCUAUUGAUGAUGGAGUUAAUACAUUUAAAGGCAUAACAAAGGAUGGAAGAUUUGUUCCUGGAGCUGGUGCUACGGAAAUUGAACUAGCUACACAACUUGCUACAUAUGCAGAUGCAUUGCCUGGUUUAGAGCAAUAUGCAGUACGUCGAUUUGCAACUGCAUUGGAAGUAUUUCCAAAAACUUUGGCAGAAAAUAGUGGAAGUCAUGCCCCUGAACUUUUAUCAAAGCUUUAUGCUGCACAUAAAGAAGACAACAAGAAUUAUGGUUUCGUUAUUGACGAUAAAGGUGCAGCACUUAAUGACACAGCUGAAGCUGGAAUUAUAGACUUGUUUCUAACAAAACAAUGGAGUUUAAAAUAUGCUGUUGGUGUUGCAUGCACUGUACUUAAGGUUGAUCAAAUUAUUAUGGCAAAACGUGCUGGAGGACCAAAAGUACCAGGUGGUGGCGUCCGUGACGAUGACGAGUGAUAAUGUUAAAAAUUGCUUAAUGAUUCAUUACUUCUUGCGUUUAAUUUAUAUUAAGUCACAUUGGUUUCCAAUGCAUUUAACUUCAUGUUAAAUAAAGCAAAAUAUUUAUAAAAA